GUGGGGUCGCUGAAACGCCAGCUUCUCUGCUGGGCUCCGUGGCUCUCUUUUCUCCACAUAAUGUCAAUUGAAUAUCAAGCAAGAUGUGCUCUUUCCCACAUUUGGACAGUUUAGUCAAUGCAUCUAUCCACCUAAACUAAAGACGAGUGAUUUUUGGAUUUCCAUGCGUUUUUACGCAGCGCCAUGUCCAAAAACAGUUCGUUAAUGUUGGCAUACACUGACUGUAGAAAAUGUAAGUCUUUAAGUUCAAACGAUAUGAUAAUUCCAUGAAUGAUUUAUGAUCUUAAAAGUGUUUGCUGUCUUGCGGUGCCUUGCGGUAAACCUUUUUUUUUUUAAUAAAACGAAACUAGCAAUUGCGUCUUUACGCAACGCACCGUUAUAAUUGGAGACCUGACAGGAAUACAAAAUAACUGCACUUCAUGUCAAUGUAUGGCAGUUGUGCUCGACUGCAAGAGCUCAAAGGGAGCGGGUCAAUAAAUUAUGUUAAUCAGUCAGGACAGAUUGGAGGCGUGUUGUUGCCGUAACGAGGGGGAGCAUGCCCGCACCGUGGAAAAGCUCCGAGUGGUAACGCUGUCUCCACUACUGUACAUGCGCGCUGCCUUCUAUUUCCCCAGUCUCUCUUUCUACUUUAUUGUGCAUAAUAGCAAUUUCCUCCGCGGAAGCACUACUGUGCAACAAGUUUGCAGGAGCCACAGCACGCCGUCAGACAGGUUGACUUGCUUUUUGGCCGGAGCGGAGUGGAGACUCACUCAUCUAUCUGUCGCUGUCACCACAAAGUCACUGAACGUGAACGUCGCGUCGCAAGCCACACACACAUACACAGAGAGAACAGUGUGCCAUAAAUUCGUGACUCCGCGCCAGAUGCAGUUUGCUCCCAACAGCGCGUGUAGUUGUAGUUAAAUGGAGAUCGCGGAGGCAAGAGGAGCAUCUAAGUGCGUGGAAAAAAUGGAGAAAGAAGUGGCGACUCAGAAACGACAAUAUUGCCGCACAACAGUGGUGAACAUAAUCUCAUCUUUAUGUUCAGUGGCGUCCAUUGCCUUUUGCAUUUUUCUGAGCUUUAACGCAGCUGAUCUGAAGGACCGGGUUGUGGAUUUGGAGAGUGGGAAUGGUGAGCACACCUUCCGCGUCUCUGGCUACUCCACGGAUGAUUUUAAUUCAUUGAUUGAACAAAGAGUGGACGAGCUGCUCUCCCAGCGCUCCUAUGAAAAUUUCGUCAAGAUUCGGACUGCCAGACAAGCAUCACCUGAAUGCAACUGCCCUCCAGGACCUCCAGGAAAGCGAGGAAGAAGAGGCCGCAAUGGAGAACCUGGACCUCCUGGCCCUCCUGGUCCAAAAGGUGAAAAAGGGGAUCAAGGCGACCAGGGACCACGGAUGGUCUUCCCUAAGAUCAAUCAUGGCUUUCUUUCCGCUGACCAGCAGCUCAUAAAGCGGCGGCUCAUUAAGGGAGAUCAAGGUCAAGCAGGACCACCUGGACCUCCAGGGCCACCGGGCCCUCCUGGGCCAAGGGGUCCUCCUGGGGACACAGGGAAAGAUGGGCCCAGAGGUGGACCUGGUCUCCCAGGUGAUCCAGGGCAGCCUGGAGAAAGAGGACCCAUGGGUCCUGAGGGGCCAGAAGGGCAGAAGGGUUCAAUUGGGCUUCCAGGCGUCCCAGGCAUUGAUGGACUCAAGGGUGAAAUGGGAGAGCGAGGUGAAAAGGGCGAUAUGGGUGAAGACGGACCGAAAGGUGAUAGGGGAGAGAAGGGAGAUGCAGGCUCUUCUGCCGCUGGCAUCAAGGGUGAACCUGGAGAGCCUGGGCGAAGUGGCCAAAAGGGAGAGCCAGGACUUCCAGGGCUGCCUGGACUCCCAGGGAUAAAGGGUGAGCCUGGAUUCCUUGGCCCCCAGGGAGAACCAGGGCUUCCAGGACUGCCAGGAACUAAGGGUGAGAGAGGUGAGCAUGGACCCCCAGGGAAGGGUGAAAAAGGAGAAGUUGGCCCCCUUGGACCAAAGGGUUCACAAGGAGAGCCUGGUAUGCCUGGUCCCAAAGGGUCAAAGGGUGAGACUGGAGACAAAGGAGACUUGGGACUUAUUGGCCCAAGGGGACCCCCUGGGCAAAAAGGAGACCAAGGAGCCACUGAAAUAAUCGACUACAAUGGAAACAUUCAAGAGGCUUUGCAGAAGAUUACCACUAUUACAGUAACGGGUCCUCCUGGACCUCCUGGGCCAAUGGGACCGCAGGGUAUAAAGGGGGAUCGUGGUAUGCCUGGUCUCCCUGGACUCGAUGGGGAAAGAGGCUACAAAGGUUCCAAAGGAGAUAUGGGAAUGCCUGGAGCUUCAGGGGAGAAAGGGACAACUGGUUUACCUGGCCUCCCUGGUGUCAAUGGGUUGAAAGGGGACAAGGGAGAUUCCGGUCUACCUGGUCCACAAGGUCCUUCUAUCAGUGGACCUCCAGGACCACCAGGGCCCCAUGGACCCCCAGGACCCAUGGGCCCUCAUGGUUUCCCCGGACCAAAGGGGGAGCCUGGUUUGCAUGGUUUGAAGGGGAUGCGAGGAGAACCCGGGCACAAAGGGGACCGUGGACCACUGGGUCUCCCUGGAGCCUCCGGCUUGGACGGCAAGCCCGGAAUUAGGGGCAUGGACGGGCCUCCGGGUCCUGCCGGUCCAGCUGGGCCGAAGGGUGACAGAGGGGAGAGAGGAGCACAAGGAGAGCCAGGACCAAGGGGACCAUAUGGACUACCUGGAGCUGCUGGAACACCUGGCUUGGAUGGGUUACCAGGCUUAAGGGGAGAGAAAGGCGACGUUGGUGAAAGAGGAGAAAAGGGGGAGAAGGGAAAGAAGGGCAAAAAAGGGCCUAAGGGCGAGAAAGGAGAACAGGGUGCCCCUGGAUUAGAUGCUCCCUGCCCAUUGGUAUGUCCCAACUGUGAGCUGGAAAUCGUCUUCCAGCCGUGUAGAUCGGUCGUCCCGAACAAGGAUGAGCGCCCUGUGGCUAAACAGAUACCCAGCAUCCAGCAGAGCAAAGCAACCUGAAACACAGAGUCUAUCACUUACUCCUGGAACUCUGCUAUUCGGACACCAAAACAUGCCAUUAAACGCUGAAAAACAUAUCAUUUCGGCUAGAUCGUGGUAUCAGCAAGCUCACAGGGCGGUUCCUCCCUCG
This is a messenger RNA of Scatophagus argus, 3133 nucleotides long. RefSeq names its product collagen alpha-1(XXV) chain. The transcript has 35 exons. Lineage: Eukaryota; Metazoa; Chordata; Actinopteri; Scatophagidae. The record is from RefSeq and is a predicted model, not a curated record. Bases 901 to 3003 code for a protein of 700 amino acids.